This is a messenger RNA of Rhopilema esculentum, 2285 nucleotides long. RefSeq lists its product as uncharacterized. NCBI's taxonomy places the organism in Eukaryota, Metazoa, Cnidaria, Scyphozoa, Rhizostomeae, Rhizostomatidae. The record is from RefSeq and is a predicted model, not a curated record.
GUUUCACCUCAUGAGAUCACAUUCGUUUUAUUAAACCAUGCAGAAUACCUUGAGAUUAUACUGUCUCAAAACAAGCUCUCUGAAAAAGACACUUCACUAUAACUUAUUAAUUCUGAUAGCCGUAUUUGUUUUGUUUUGAUCGCUUAUAAUGAUCAAAACGUUUAAUUUAAAUGCUGGAGGACUGGAGUCACUACUGCAGCAGAAGUCAGGUGAUAAAGCCAAUUUACCCAACACCAGCAGAUACGCAUGGCCUACGAACACGGAGAGCGGAAGAGCGUCCACGAACCAUAGCUAUCCAAGCCGUUCGAGUCGAUCCACCACGAACUCCUUCUUCACCAGAAACAGUCCUCACCCAGCAAGGGUAAAGCAUAUCAAGGGGUUGCUUGAUGUGCCGAUAUGCACCGUUUUAGAUGCCAACAUUGGGGAUAGCCGACCGAACACAAGGUUUUCUGUAGCAACACCUAGCACAGAUGAUAAAAGAAAACAGGUGGAAGAAAGCUUCAAACUGCAAAAUCGUUUAAAAGAGAAAGCUGUCCCGAAUAUCGGAUUUGUCCCAAUUGCACCAGGCUGGAAAGAAGAGCUUCAGCGUCUGACACAAGCUCUUAACAUUGGACAGAAUUCAAAUGCAGCCCAGCCGAGCAAUGCACCCCCUGGAAUGCCUUCUCGUCAAGGCUCAAGGCAACAGUCGAGGCUAGGAACAAGAGCAGGAACGAGGCAAGGCUCAAGGCAGGCUUCUCGCGAUGCACUACGAAAGAUUGAGAACGAUUUUGUUCGAAACUCUCUGUCGCGUGGAGGCCAGAGACUUUCGGGGGAAAAUAUUGUUGGAGAUGCGGAAAGACCUAAAACGUCUCCAUCCAUGUUAAAAGAUACGAGUGGCUUUAACCCAGAGGCGGAUGAGGCUAAAGAAGAUAUAGUUUUUGGGUUAUUGACGCAAAUCCUCCAAACAGAUUCUGUUCCUGCCAUUCAGAAUUGGCUUAUGAAUGCGCCAGAAAGAGAGAAACAGAUCGUAAUGGAAAUGAUAAAAGCGGUGAGUACUUCAGAAGAGGAAAUGAGAGUAGGGCUACAGCAGAUCCGCAACCCAGCAUUUAAUGUUGAAACGAAGGAGCAGCAGCAACAGGAGCGAGACAACCAGAGGCCUCCAUUUGAUGAUCAGCUGUUGCAACAUGAAUCAAGUGUAGAUUAUGACGAAAUUAAAAAGUACAAUGAAGAAUGGAUGAAAGAGGAAGAAAAAAUCAGAAAAUCAAAACCGAAAUCAAUUUUGGAAGCAUUAAACACCAAAGAUACAAAAGGGCAAAGCUAUGCAGAUUACGAAUGGUCCGCCAAUGCGGCAUCAAAUAAGCCUAGUACUCCAUUUAAGAUAUUCGAAAAAGAAAAACCAAAGCCUGGUACAGAGGAAGCAGAAAUCGAGGAAAUCCGCUCUACUCUGGCCUCGAGAUCUAGUGCAAAGGUCCUAGGCCCGCAGAAAAUGGCCUCACGACAUCGAAUAGACCGAUGACGCAACAAGGAGAAAGACGAAAAGGUGGUAGCGCUGGAAAACAAGCUCAAAAAGAGGCUGUAAAAACAGUCAUGCCAUUCAGUGAAACCUGAUGCAAAAUCGUAUUCAAUUUACUAUCUAAUUUUUACUUAUAAUUACCCUUGUUGUCAUUCAAUCUGCAGUACUGAUGAAUUUGGACAUCACUAAUUUUGAAGUGUGGUACUUUUGGUAGUCCUAAACAGCGAGUUAUUGACAAAGAAAAUCACAGAAGUGUAAGCUUCUUCAAAAAUUAGGUAGCGAGUCAAGCUAGUCUUUCAAUAUUUACCGUGUGGUAUUUUCGUUUGUAGAUGAAUUUUUUGUGGAAUAAUAUUUUGCAGGUACAUGCGCUAAAACCAUAGUAUUAUUAUAAGGUAUUCAACUUCGUUAAUUAUUUUCAACUUCCCCAUCCUCCAGGGGUUUUUGCCCCCCCCCCCGGGACUGCCAAGUGAAAAUUAAUUAGAGGACGCCACCUUAAGUCUUGUGAUUGAUAAUAGUCCAACAUUCUGAGGACCUUUUUACCCUUACCUGCUAGCGGUUUUUGAUUGGUAACCUGGAACAAAUAUUAAGGAUCAUUAAACUGACUAAGCAAUGCCAAGGGUGCAGCUCAUUGUAACAACGCAAAGCAAACCAGAUCUUAUUCCGUUUUUAGUUGCAAAGAAUUAGAUUGGAACUUGUUCAUGUAAUUUUAGUUUUGAUAGAUUUUAACUGUGAAUAAAUGCGAAUAGCCUACCGGUGUGCUCUAAAAGUCUAUUGCAUCAUUUUGACCCUGAAA